AUGUUUGAUAAAAAGGAAGAUUUAAUUAAUAGUAAGAACAACGACGAAUUUUUUAAAAAAACAUAUGACAACUUAUCGAAGUACAGUAGAAAGGGUAGUGAAAACAGUUUUGAUAAAAGAGAUAAUAAUAGUAUAUCCUGUUCAUACGAAAAAAAUAAUAUUGAAGAGAGUACAGUGGAUAACUUUUUGGGAAUAAAUAAUCAUAAUAAUAUUAACAGUCAUAAAAAUUAUAGUAAUUUUAGUAAAUAUUGUAAUAAUAGCAGUACUAACAAUAUAUAUUAUGAAAAUUUAUUUAAAAACCGAAAUAAAAAAAAUAAAUUAAAAAAAACAUAUAUAAGAAAUAUUAGUGAUGAUAUAAAAAGUAAUCGAAGUAGUGAUAUAAGUAAUACAAUCGAAAGUAAUAUUGGUAGUACUACUGAUAGUAAUAUUGGAAGUACUAUCAGUAAUAGUGGCUCAAAAAGAAGCUUAAGUAGGAAUAUAUUUAUUGAUACAAGCGAAGAAAAUUGUAUAGACAUAAAUAAAAAUAAUUCAAAGGAAGAGAAUAAAGAUAUUUAUAAUAAUACAUAUAAAAUAGAUAGUCAUAUAGAAGAAAAUAAAAAAGAAAAAAAAGAUCGUAAAACACAUGAAUUUAAUGAAGUUCCUUCAAAAAACACAUAUGAAAACAAUCUUAACCAUUCAUCAAAUUUAAGAAAAAACGAUAUAUCCUAUUAUUGUGGAAAUAAUAAAAUAUCGAAAAAUAUUUUAGACAAAAAUAAUAAUACAAAUUUAAAAUUAAAUAUGAGUAGCAUAAAUCGAGUGAAUAGUAUGAACAGCGUUAAAUGCAUGACUAGGGUCAGCAGCAUAAAUAAUGUUUGCAAUCUGAAAAAUAUAAAAAAUAGCCAUAGUGAGGUUAUAUACGAUGAUGAUAAUAUUUUUUAUAAAACAAACAAAAUGAGCAGUGAAAGAACUAAAGUUGGUAAAAAAAACAAUCUUGGGUGUAGUCUAAAAAAAAGAAAUAAUAUGAAUUAUGAUAAUGUAAUGUUUAGUGAAAUUCCUAGAAAGUCAUUUGAUAUAAAUGAAAAAUGUAUAAACAAUAAUACAAAAAUAAAAAUAAAAAGACUUUGUGAAAAAAUCGAAGGAUUUGAAAAAGAGAUAAAAAAUGAAAUAAUGCAAAAAAAAUCAGUUGAAAAAGAAAAAAUAUAUGUAAUUAGAGAAGCAAUUAAUAAAUUAGAAAAAAAUUUAAAUAGUGAAAUUAAAAAAAGAAUUGAACAUAAUAAAAACAUUCAAACUAUUUUUUCAUCAGAAAUCUCAAAAGUUCAAGAAAAAAUUGAAAAUGUUGUUAAUGAUAAAGUUAAUGAAAUUCAAAAUGCUAUAAAAGUUUUAAACGAUAAAAUCAAUACUAUAAGUGGUAAUAUAGAAAAUGAAAAAAUAAAAUGUAUACAAAGUCUUGAGAAAAAAAAUAAUAAUAUAGCAAAAGAAUUUUCAAAUUUACAAGCCUCUUUUCAACAAGACAAAAUAAAUAACAAAGAAAAAGAAAAUAAUAUUUGUAAAAAGUUAGAAGAAAUUGAAAAAAAAUCCGAAAGCAAAAUCGCUAAUGAAAAGAAAAUUCGAGAUAGCAAGUACCAAGAAAUAAUAUCAUACAUUGAAGAAAUUAAAAGAGAGAAUAAAGGAAAAAAUGAAAAUUUUCAAAAUUUUGUACUCGAAGAAAUAUCAACUAUAAAAAAUGGUUUAGUAAUGGAAUCCCAAGCACGAGAAGCUGCUGAUGAUGAUAUUGUACAGGCAGUUAAUCAUUACACCAAAGCAUUACAAGAUUCACUUAGACUUAUCAAUUCAAAUUAA
Molecule: messenger RNA, 1818 nt
Organism: Plasmodium vinckei vinckei
Lineage: Eukaryota; Apicomplexa; Aconoidasida; Haemosporida; Plasmodiidae
Product: SF-assemblin, putative
Exons: 2
Coding region: 1-1818 (605 amino acids)
Molecular function (GO): structural constituent of cytoskeleton
Source: RefSeq, a predicted model, not a curated record